GUUAUUGACAACAAUAGUAGCUGAUUUUCCUCUGACAACAGUAGACUUCAUGCCUGAUGGUACCACUUUGGCUAUAGGAUGUUCCCGGGGAAAAAUCUGCCAGUAUGACUUAAGGCAACUGACCUCCCCAGUGAAAAUAGUUGCUGCUCACAAAGGCUGUGUGAAAUGCAUACGUCUUCAGUUCAGUAGCACUUUUUCCAAGUCCAACAUUACAGGUUCUUCAAAUAAACCUGUGUCCAAAAGAGUGGAAGUUGUAGCUGGUAGUAGUCUUGGAGGAAUUCAAAAUACUGGCAUCAAAAGUGUUGCCUCUCAAGCAUCAGCAACAUUGCCAAAUGAGAAUAAGGGAGGAGAUGUUCUUCAGGAGAAAACAGUCUUUCCCCAUAGCUGCAGCUUGGACGUGAUUCCAUCUAAAGAAACGGAUCACGGGAAGAGUGCUGAUUUAAAUAAUUUAGGGUUGGGCCGAAGUAGUUUAGGAGACGUGUUUUCUCCAGUCAGAGAAGAUGCUAUUGCAAGUAAGGUGAAUGAAGAACCUCAGAGAAAGGGAGAUGGUCUGGAUUUUCAGCCCUACCUUUUGGGUUUGGAAUUUCUCCCACAGCUCACCACUGCCCUUCCAGUAAAAAAAAUCCCAGUGGGCAGUAGUGCACAAGGGAUACGGUCUAGCCCAUUACAUGCACUGGUAGGAUCUCCAGUUAAAGAACAGGAAGAACAUCUGGAGACUGACACUAAGAAAAUAAGUCUUGGAAAGCAAGAAUCUAAAGAAGUCCUAAAGCAGCUUUCGAAAUCAAGUUCAUCAAGUGCAGAAUCUGUAACUUUAAGUCCUCCAGCAUCAUCCACUGCUGUAAAGGCUCCUGAUACAAAUGAGAAACUACUGAAGAAUAUUCAGGCACAUCCUGCCUAUGAUCUACCAGUAAAUGGUACUACCUCAAGUCCAAAGAUAACAUCACCUGUCACUGCUGGAGUUGCCUGUUCGUUGUCAGAAAAAAUAGCAGAAACCAUUGGGAGUAGCAGACCAAAUGCACCUCUGACAUCAAUCCAAAUAAACUUCAUUCAGAAUAUGAUACAAGAAACAAUGGAUGACUUCAG
Merops nubicus (carmine bee-eater) is the source of this 1083-nucleotide messenger RNA. Its product is annotated as protein NEDD1-like. The transcript has 7 exons. Gene Ontology annotation, molecular function: gamma-tubulin binding. The record is from RefSeq and is a predicted model, not a curated record. The annotation marks the transcript as partial. Lineage: Eukaryota; Metazoa; Chordata; Aves; Coraciiformes; Meropidae. Gene Ontology annotation, biological process: mitotic cell cycle; microtubule nucleation. Gene Ontology annotation, cellular component: spindle pole; centriole; pericentriolar material.